GUUCUGCAAGAAGCGAAGUACAUAAAUCGAUCAUUGCAUUUCCUCGAGCAAGUCAUCAACAGUCUUCAACUGAAGGCGAGCGGGCAGCGGUUCCAUGUCCCUUAUCGGAACUCGUUGCUCACUUCGGUUUUGCGAGAUUCAUUGGCGGGUAAUUGCAUGACGGUUAUGGUCGCUAAUGUGGCAGUUAAUUUGGAAGCGUUUGACGAGAGCGUGGCGACCUGUCGAUUUGCUCAGAGAUGUUCAAGGCUAGUCAACAAUGUGA
Perkinsus marinus ATCC 50983 is the source of this 262-nucleotide messenger RNA. RefSeq names its product krp3, putative. The record is from RefSeq and is a predicted model, not a curated record. The annotation marks the transcript as partial. The transcript has 2 exons. Gene Ontology annotation, biological process: microtubule-based movement. Gene Ontology annotation, cellular component: microtubule; kinesin complex. NCBI's taxonomy places the organism in Eukaryota, Perkinsozoa, Perkinsida, Perkinsidae. Gene Ontology annotation, molecular function: microtubule motor activity; ATP hydrolysis activity; microtubule binding.